AUGGAGCAGUUCGUGUCAACUUUCAGCGCCUCUGGUCGACCAGCAAAGGAAACGUGCAAGCAGUGUAGAUUUCGCAAGGUUCGUUGCGACGGGCGACAUGGCGACAAAGGUUGUGGAGACUGCGAAAGGUUAAAGUUCGCCUGCUCAUUUGUCGUGGGCGAGCCAACCACGCCGACGACAGUCUAUGGAUUUGCAGACAGCAGCACCUCCCUGCCAAGCCCAGCACUCGAGGCAGGGAGGAUUGUGGAGCGGAGGAGGAACAGCAAGGCGUGCUCCAACUGCAGACAGCAAAAGGUGCGCUGCUCUGGAGGCGCGCCAUGUCUAGCUUGCAGGAAGAGAUGCCUCCCUUGUGUGUAUGGCGCCGACGGGAGACGGACCAGCCGAGCUGUCACGGGCAGCGCUGCGGGCACACCGACAGAGUCGACGUUCUCGAGCCAAACUGGCGAGACUUCAGGCGCGGACGACACCUCAGCAACCUCACCGACAUCGCCAGCGACCACGAACUCAGAGCCAGUUCUCUCCCUCCACACCGAGACUGUACUCGUGGAGUUUUACUUCAACAAUAUAUAUCCCCUCCCCUCCUACGCCUUCCUACACCCCUCGACAACGAUCAGGCUCUGCAGCGAGGGCAAUCUAGACACAUGUCUCGCGUACGCCAUUUCGGCUGUCGCCAGCCACCACACGGGCCCGCCACAAGCCCGCAGCGAUCUCGAGCUGGACUGGAUCCAGCGCACCGAGGACUCGAUAUGGAAACACCUCGAGUCGCCCAGCCUCGCCCGCCUGCAGGCCCUGCUCCUCGUCGUCCUCUACCGUGUGGAGACGGGCGCUUAUCAGCGCGCCUUUAUGCUCUCCUCGAUCGCAGCCAGGGCGGCGGCAGCCAUGAGGCUGAACUGCGAACGAGCAGCAGCGCCACAGGACAACGAGGGUAGGAUCUCUCAGGAGACUAGGCGGCGCUUGAUGUGGAGUUUGAAAUUGGUCGAGCGGUAUUUCUGCAUGGGUUUGCCAGAGUUUGAGUUGUGUCCCGUGGACAGCAUUUACUUGGAACUGCCAUGCCCCGAGGAGCAGUUCAGCAGCAUUACUCACCUUGGAGACACAGGAGCUGGGCUUGGUGCUGGGGCAAUCGAGAGGGACUUGCGCUCGUCUGACUACGGAGCAUAUCAUUUAUGCGUCAAGAUCGAGAUGUUGCGACGGGACGUUGUGAAGCUGACCAGGUCGCUCUCCGUUUACGAUGCGAGUUUCCCCCAGAUGGCUUCGGUGAUGCGCGACUUCGAACAGCACCUCGAGCGUGUCGGCAGCGAUCUUCCAGGUGGCCCGGCGCUCACCGCAGACCACAUCUCGCAACUCGUCGGUACACCAUGGCUUGCAAGACGCAUCCUCGUUCACCUAUCGUUUCACCAAUGUUACUGCGAUCUCUAUCGCAUUCUACUAAGAGGCUAUCGCGAGGCCGCACCCGCCGUGGUCCUCGACGCCAUGGACCAAAACCUCCUCGCCAAGGCAGAACGGCUCUGUCUACAACAUGCAACGGCUAUCGUCGACAUCCUCGCCACUCUCAAUCAGCAAAGCCAGCGCGCACAGCUCUUGGAGUUCGACACAGCUAUUUGUGGAUACCACGCCGUGCGCGUCCUUCUCUUCAUCUCCCAGUUCAGCCGACUGACCACGAGGCCGAGCGAGGAGUGGGUGAUCAGCCGCGCCGAGCUGUGCAUGGCUAGUCUGCGGCGGUUCUUCCCCACUUCGAAGCUGGUCAAGCCCAUCCUGGAGGAG
Cryphonectria parasitica EP155 is the source of this 1761-nucleotide messenger RNA. RefSeq lists its product as uncharacterized. Gene Ontology annotation, cellular component: nucleus. Gene Ontology annotation, biological process: DNA-templated transcription; regulation of DNA-templated transcription. The record is from RefSeq and is a predicted model, not a curated record. The transcript is spliced from 2 exons. The annotation marks the transcript as partial. NCBI's taxonomy places the organism in Eukaryota, Fungi, Ascomycota, Sordariomycetes, Diaporthales, Cryphonectriaceae. Gene Ontology annotation, molecular function: DNA binding; DNA-binding transcription factor activity, RNA polymerase II-specific; zinc ion binding.